Epinephelus moara (kelp grouper) is the source of this 10804-nucleotide messenger RNA. It is a transcript of the gene xkr6a, whose product is annotated as XK, Kell blood group complex subunit-related family, member 6a. The transcript has 4 exons. Lineage: Eukaryota; Metazoa; Chordata; Actinopteri; Perciformes; Serranidae. The coding region runs from base 602 to 2308 and encodes 568 amino acids. Gene Ontology annotation, cellular component: plasma membrane. Gene Ontology annotation, biological process: phosphatidylserine exposure on apoptotic cell surface; apoptotic process involved in development; engulfment of apoptotic cell. The record is from RefSeq and is a predicted model, not a curated record.
UGCGGAAAGGAGCGGAGCGGACACAGGCUGCAGCGGAUGCCGGGAACCUGCAGCCAGAGUGCGGGCGGGAUGAGAGGCAGGAGUCGGGGGUCCUCCGGUUGACUGACCAGGGAGGUUUAUAUUUGCACGAGUCGUGGUUUGAGAGAAUAGACUGGAGUCCGGUGCGCGCCCACACAUACGCACACACACACACACACACACACACACACACACACACACACACACACAUCCACUGACACGUCUUAAGAACAGCGGGAGAUGCAUUACGUCAUAGCCUCCCGUCGCCCUAGAUGACCGCGCGCGCAGGACGGGAUGAUGCAGGGCUGCUGGACUAGAACGGGAACGGAUUCCGCUGCUGCUCGUGAGCGCCCGGUGGCGGUGUCUCGACCGGACGAGGAAGAAGGGGAGCCGCCGUCUCGCGGCCGCUGGCUCUGAUGGCUCCUCGCGCCCCGGGCGGGAAAGAGACACAGCAGUCGCCGCGGCGCGAGAGGGAAGGGGACAGCAGGUAUCUGGGAAGUGACGUGGUAUCCGCGCCCCGCGAGAAAGCACAACGGUGCGGUUGUCGUGCAUAUCACAGGAGGGCAGGAGCGGGAAGGGGAACAUGGCCGCGCAGUCGGACGGCGGCAAAGCCGGGGUCGGGUGCGGCGGCGGCGGUUUCGCCCAGCUGUACGAUGUUGACGCUGAGGAGCCGCUGGACUCUGCCGCGAUCCACAUCUGUCAGUGCUGCCGCUCCUCCGCGUGCUACUGGGGCUGCCGCUCCGCCUGCCUCGGCUCUGUGCUUGGUGGGGGCCAGCCUGCCGGAGGGGUCGGCAUCCGGGAGACUCACUGCCCGCCCCGGGAGCAGCUGUGGCUGGACUGCCUCUGGAUCAUCCUCGCCCUCCUCGUCUUCUUCUGGGACGUUGGCACGGACCUGUGCCUGGCGAUGGACUACUACCAGAGGCAGGACUACCUCUGGUUCGGCCUCACUCUCUUCUUCGUGCUGGUGCCGUCCGUGCUGGUCCAGAUUCUGAGUUUCCGCUGGUUCGUGCAGGACUACACCGGCGGGGGGCUCGGGGAGGUGGAGGGGCUGACCAAGCGGGGCGCGGUGGCUCUGGGGUGCCUGUACCCCGGCAGGGACCGCCUGCAGCUGGCCACCAUCUGGCUGUGGCAGGCCACCAUACACAUCCUCCAGCUGGGACAAGUGUGGAGGUACAUCAGGACGCUGUACCUGGGCGUUAUGUCGCGCCGACAGAAGGAACACCAACGGCGCUGGUACUGGGCCAUGAUGUUCGAGUACGCAGAUGUCAACAUGCUGCGGCUGCUGGAGACUUUCCUGGAGUCUGCGCCUCAGCUGGUCCUGCAGCUCUGCAUCAUGAUCCAGGAGAACCGAGCCGAGACGCUGCAGUGCAUCUCCUCCCUUGGCUCCCUCCUGUCUCUCGCCUGGGUUCUGGCCUCCUACCACAAACUCCUGCGAGAUUCUCGUGACGACCAGCGCAGCAUGAGCUACCGCGGGGCGCUUCUGCACCUCUUCUGGCGCCUCUUCACCAUCUCGUCCCGUGUCCUCUCGCUCGCCCUCUUCGCCUCCCUCUUUCACAUCUAUUUUGGCAUCUUUGUGGUGGUCCACUGGUGCGCCAUGGCCUUCUGGGUGGUGCAUGGAGGCACUGACUUCUGUAUGUCCAAGUGGGAGGAGGUGCUCUUCAACAUGGUGGUCGGCAUCGUCUACAUCUUCUGCUGGUUUAAUGUGAAAGAGGGCCGGACGCGGCACAGAAUGGUGGCGUACUACACCGUGGUGUUGGCCGAGAACAGCAUCCUCACUGGGCUGUGGUACGCCUACAGAGACCCAGUGUUGACGGACGCCUACGCUAUCCCAGCACUGUGCAGCGUCUACCUGACAUUCGCUGGCGGCGUCCUGGUCAUGCUGCUGUACUACGGCUUCCUGCACCCUGCCACCGCCCACCUCCAGCCAAGCCCCGCCUCGUCCUGCUGCGCCCAGCUGCUUUGGGGUCUGCCCCUCCCCCCGUCAGCCCCGCCCAGUGCCCCACCCACCCCGGCCCACAUGGCCAAGUCACAGACGGAAGAGGAUGUGGCUGAGUCGUGUCUUCCCGUCUUCCAGGUGAGGUCGGCGCCCAUCACCACCAAGCCCGAGGGCCCGCUAAUAAAGAUCGACAUGCCCAGGAAACGUUACCCAGCAUGGGACGCCCACUACGUAGACAGGCGCCUGCGGAGGACUAUAAACAUCCUGCAGUACAUAACGCCAGCUGCUGUGGGCAUCCGCUACCGUGAUGGACCCCUACUAUAUGAACUGUUGCAGUAUGAGUCCUCACUCUGACACACAGACACACACGUCAACACACACACACAUCGGUACACGUGAGCGCCAGAAAAAGACAUGUAUGUAUACAAGGAUGUUCAGAGUUAGAGAAGAUUUAGAAACACAUUCUCACAUGCACAACAUCGCACUUGAUGAUAGCACACAGACACAAAAGCAUCUUGUCACACACACACACACACAUACACUCACAAACACACACACGUUCCUUGCGGGAACCUUUGACCCGUAAGUCCCAUGGCCAUGACUCAACAAGCUGCUUCAGCGCGAGUCCAUCUCUUUCUCUCUUUAUCCUUCUGUCUCUCUAUUUCCAACUCCUCUGUUCACUCUUCGUCUGUUCUCAUGAUUUAAUAUCACACGUUCGCUCUCCGCUGUGAAGAAAAAACAAACAAACAAAAAUAAUCUGAAAAAUGAGCGCAGCUUCACACCGGAGUCUUUGACCACCGCAUGCCGUUUCGUUGCGUCGCUCACACUUUCACGGGUUUCGGUAGAAUAAGAAGACGUGACACAAAGAAAGAACAAACGUCACUUUAAAUAAAAGGAGUUGUGAACAUGUUGUCGUUAGUCUAGUCAAAAGGUAGUGUAUAUAUUUUCUAUGUACAGCAGGGAUGUUUUUUUAUAUGCUGUCACAUUGUUGUCGACUGGGGACAAAGCAGUUGGACACAGAGGAUUUUGAGGGUUGGUUGAUGGAGUAGAGUCGCAGAGCAUGAUGGGAAAGAUGGAGACAGAGAGAGUAUUGGCAUCUAAGGCGCAAAAUUUCACUCAAAGUCUGUGCUACAGGAAUAGUUUAACAUUUUGGGAAAUACAACUAUUGCCAGAGUUUGACAAGAAGAUUUUUCUCUCUCAUGUUUGUACACUAAAACAAGGAGUUGAUUAGCUUAGCUUAGCUUAGCAUGAAAACUGAAAGUUGUAGGAAACAGCUAGCUUAGCUCUGUUUAAAGUUAGAGAAAGGAGGGAUGAAGGGCUUUUAAUCACUCUAACGUAUUUCCCAAAAUGUCAAACCAUUCCUUUAAGAAUGCAAAGACUUAAGCAUACAUUAGCCUAGGCUACAGUUGCUAACAUUAGCUUUAAAAAUGAGACUAUGACAAGUUGUAGUGGCUCAAAUUAAGACCAAGUAACUCUAAAAUAUUUAGGGAUGUCCUGAUCAAGAUUUUUUUAACCCUGAUCCCGAUCUGAGUCAUUUAAUAUUGAAAAUCUGCCGAUACCAUGUCCCGAUCCGAUACUUUUAUUUUUCCAGAUAAUACAGCAGCACAGUGCGCACUUACGUGAAAUAAAGGAUCGGAUCGGGCUUUAUAAGCUCAAUAUAGCUGAUCUCGAUCAGUUAAAAAAUGCCUUGAUCGGCCCCGAUACUGAUCUUUGAGAUCGGAUCAGGACAUCCCUAAAAAUUAUGCUUUGUUAUUGCUCCUGAAUGGAUGCCACCUUCAAACUAUGUGGAACUAAAAAAUGACCGUCCCAAAAUGACUGUUAAUUGGAAGAAUUAGAGUCUGAAAAAUGUUUCAAAGCAAAACCAGCUACAUCAGCUAUACUGGCCUAGAUAACAGAGAUAUUAGCUAAGAUACAGUUCUACAGGCCAUCUGCUAAAACAAUAAUCUUUUUAAUUGCCAAGAAGCCUAACUCAACACCUUGUCUGCUAAGUAUUAGCACGGAGACAACACAUUACAUACUAAGGUAUUAGCACGGAGCCAACACCUUGUAUGCUAAGGUUUUAGCACGGAGCUAACACACUGUAUGCUGAGGACAUUAGCAUGAAGCUGACACCUUGAAUGCUAAGGUGUUAGCACGGAGCUAACACCUUGUAUGCUAAGGUGUCAGCAUGGAGCUGACACCUUGUAUGCUAAGGUGUUAGCAUGGCGCUAAAGCUAAAGAUCUACUAAGAACAGAUGGCUGCUUUUAAUGCUACAGUUGUUAUUGCUAAACGUGUACACUAGUCAAUGUGCCAAUCUAUUUCCAUCGCCAAUAAGGUCACAUUUUAAAGUCAAACAGAGAUGAAUCAAAAACACAGUGGCACCAUUAUCUUCCAGAUAAACAAAUAAAGUUGCCAGUAUUACUGAUGUACGGUUAUAUCAUAGAGUAAAUAUGAUUAAUACAGGAAGGCAGUACAUGCUUAUCACACUGUUUGGUAUGUGUGUAUGCCGUCUAGGGGUCAAACAGUUCAUCUCCAUCAUUUCCUGUUAUGCUUCGAGGGGUCAUGGGAGGUUUCUUUCGGCCUAGUGAUUCUGUCCACAGAAAAUGCUCAGUCGUGUCUGUUUGCUAGACAAUGACGAAAUGAGAAAUCGUCUCCAACAGGAAGAGCAAAUGCAAGACUAAUUAUUUUUGAGCUAUGUCUACUACAUAUUUCUGCGUGUGAUGUCUUAAUCAUGUUGGUCCCACGCUAACAGGGUGCUGCCACUGAAACUGACAUAAAACAGUUUUGGACUUUAAUCGUCACAACCCCUCUCAGUGACUUGUCUCCUCCUGUAACGAGUCCAGCAUCAACUCCUCCAAAGCCACCCACGGCUGAGCUGUGAUGUAUGGCUCAUUAUUUAUUUUUUUGUUUGUUUAUCCCUGUAAUCCAAGCUGUUACAUUGGCAGGCAACAACAAAUGAGCCGAGAUAUCAGUCAUCAGCCCGUCGACAGGAACGUUGCUCCUGAAAUCACACGCCGUCAGGGGGGGCCGCCUUAACACCGCAUGGCAGUGAGUGGAAACAAGUGUUUGGAAUGGGGUGAAAGUGUUUUUGCCGGCCAACGCUCCACACUUUUUCUCCCGUCCCGCGUUAUUGGUAGAGCAGGUGAAACCCAGCCAUGAGCCAUUUCAGAUGGUGCGGUUAGAAACUAUGAACACAAACACACACAAGCUUCUUAUUAUAGCUGCCAUCCAAGAGGAUUGCGCAGGUGAAAGGGAAAAACGUUGCAUUUGAGAGUGUAAAGAGUGUUAUAAAGGGGUACUUCAACAUUUCUCUUGUCCAGGUGUGUCAAAUUGUUGGAAUUGAACCAAUGUUAAAAGCAAGCUAGUUUUCAAUCAGUAAAAUUGACCACCAAAUGUAAUUAAAUCUCAGUGAUGAAGCAAAAACUUGAGUAGUUCAUUGACAAGAAUAAUCUGACAACGAUUCUAUAUGAGCUUCAAGGGCACUCAGAGAGGGCAAACCUCCACCAAGGCCAAAUAUUCUAAGUCGCAAUGUUAACAAAAGUGAUUUGUAUCUGCUCCAAUAUGUACAAUACACCCUUUGACCCUUCCUGAAAAUCGGGCUAGUAGGUUUUCUGUAAUCCUGCUGACAAACAAACAAACCAAACUGAAAACCUUCGGUCCUUGAUGGAGGUGAUGAAUAUUCUAUUGGACCUAAACGAAGACAAAGCAGGCAGAAAGGAUCAAGCCAGUAUUCAUUCAUUCAGUAUUCACUCCUAUGACAUUGUCUGACUCAAAGUGGACAGUUAAAAAAUAUUAAAACCUGGCACCUGCAUUACCCACAAUGCAACUCGACCACUGACAGUUCAGUUGGAGAAUUGAGUGUGUUUUACUUGUACAGCUACUAAGAGCAGGGUACAAAGAGGGAAUCCAGACCUGCAGAUCUUUGUAGUAUUCAAACUUGUAGUCUCAAGUCCCAACUGACGCUGACUCAAGUGACAUCAAUUUAGGUAAUUAGUCAUACUCCCCAAGAGCUGUUAACAAACUUUAAUAUAUAAAAUCUGUGGAGUUCCCAUUUGAAUCAAAGCAAAGUCCAGUGUCCUAUUCUUUUGAAGGUCCAGUGUUUAGGAUUUAAGGGCAAUUAUUGGCAGAAAUUGUGUAUAACUCUUAAACCAAUGUUUUCAUUAGUGUAUAAUUACCUGAAAACAAGAAUCGUUGUGUUUUUGUAACCUUAGAAGUGGCGGAGUCCGCCAUGUUGUUUUUAAAGUAACUCAAAACAGAUAAAUUAAACACUGGCUCUACAUAGGGCCAUUCGCAUUUUCAUGUCUGCCACCAUAGUUUAGCUACACACUUGGCACAUAGGAGAAGUUUCAGUUCUGCAACCUCACCACUAGAUGUCACUAAAUCCCUCACACUGGUCCUUUAAUCGACCCCUGAGAUUUAUCUAGCAAAACUUACCAGGGUGAAGAUGGGAAUUGUAAUUGGAAAAUUUGUUGCUGCCAAGUGAAAAAAGAAGACAACACUAAAAAUGUUGAAGUAUCCCAUUUAAGUUAGACUAACGUGAACAACGAGUGAGCUUACAUUACUUUUCCGUGGUGCUAGCCGAUUUAAAAAAAAAAAAAAAAGACAAAUCAGUUAAUUUGCUGCAAACUAGAUUCAGUAGGUGCGAACUCGCAACAGAAGCAGCAGCAUCGGUGUUCAUAUGGUGCAACACACUCAAGCUACAGAGUCAAUUGGCUGCUAAUCCCACUUCAUAUGGUGCAAAUAUGAAACACACAUGUACUUAAUGGUGCAAUAAGGGCAGAUUGUCUCUUUGAAUUCUAUGGUGCAACUUGAGUACUGCCUUCAGUUAUCGGCCAAGGCUGUGCCAAAGGCUCCGUCCAAACGGACAACUGCUCUUCCUGUCCUGCAGAAGCUAUGCAAGUCUCCGAUGCGAGGAGAUGUGCUUAGUGUACACGCUCACAACACAUACACCACACAAACACACACACACACACACACACAGGGUUUUCCUCCACAGCAGGGAGAUAUGCUUAGUACACAAAAAAUAGUGUAACAACAUGGGCUGUGUCCCUACCUCACCGCACAUACACAAACACACACUCUCACACUAAUGUCCAAUAAUCCCUUACCCCUUUAUAAUUUGGGAACAAUAUUCAUAUGGUGCUAUUGAGUAAAGCUGGAUGGUUUUUGUAUUGUUGUGGUUACAGUGGUUUGAAGAAUUUAGCCAAAUAUGUUUAGAAAACCUGAGUGUUUCACUUUCAGAUUGAUUGAAUUGUGUCAUUCAAUCAAUCUAGGUUCCCUCAUGUAGAGAGUGUACGUAAAAACAGCAACACCUUCUGUCUCCAAGUGACACAUAAAAGCAACAAUGCCUUAUCUGCUCGACAGAAGUGGAGGUGGAACAUUUUUUAAGGGUGGAGAUUUGAGAUGAACUUGAGGAAGGUGGUGCUAAGUUUUGGUACACUCUAACGUGGACAUGCACUGUACAUUAAGCAUGGGUUCAGUGUGUCAGAGCACAGAAAUCAAAGGGGAACGGCACACUGUUAUAGCACAUUGUCUGAAAAAAAAAAUACCUAGAGAACACAGUCAGACAUUUUCUGUUCAGAUUGUGCUCGUGAAUUUCUUGCAUGAAUGUUUUAGACUCGAGGGAAAAUAAGCGGACGACGCAGAGGCUUAAAGGUUUGAAGAGUCACAGCUUCGUAUGUGCUUCUGGGUUGUUAAAGGGAGAUUUAUGUUCCAGAACAGCUGUCCUGCUAGCUUCUCCCUAACACUGACCUCUGACCUUUUCACCCCAAACCAUGGCCCCUUUGCACCCAGAGCUCCAGCCAAUCAGAGUUCAGGUUAAACACAGAUCAGGUCUGACACAACCAAAAAAUACAGUUGAUGCGGAAGUAUUCAUGUGUGGCGUUCAGACUCGACUGUAGCCUCAUCAUCAAACUGCAGGUAUCAUAUCUUCUUCAUUUUGUGUUUAAUCCAGACUACCUGUCAUAUCUAGUCACAAAAUCAUAGAUCCACAUUCUACAGUUGAGUCUGCACGCUAUUCAUGAAACGUCCUUCACCCAAAAACCCAGAGCCUUAGCCAGGCCCGCUCUGUAGGAAAAUCCAGUCAGUGUUAUUGUAUGGCUCCACAUCCACAGCUAUGCAAGGUCACAGACAGAAAGGUUCUGGGCUUGGAUACCUUUACAAAAAAUACCACAUCACUGUUCUCGUGAAUUCUUAUUUGUUUGUUUCUUUUGCUGUUUUUCUUUGUUUGCAAAUACGAGGAGAAGAAAGCAUUAAGUGUUAACGUGCAACAAUGCAAACUUCCCUUUUUGCAUUUGUUUAUGAUCAUUUGCUAAUCUUGCAUAUCAUUUCUAUGGACUUAGAUUACAUUUUUCUCUUUCAAGUUCGUCUGUUGAGGGGUUCAAAUUGGUCGGGAGGGAUGUAACUUUAGGGGGUAACCAGGAUGAUGCAACCUCCCGACAGAGGAAUGUGUAUCUGAUUGUGAAAAGUAAAAACAGAAAGUUAUAUUUUUGUUCUCUGGAUAAAAUGUUCCACUAUCAGGGUCUGCAAAGCAUAUGAGGCCUGUGGUUAGGCUGUGUGAGUGCGAGUGUGUGCGCGUGUGUGUGAGAGAGUGCCGUAUGCGUCAGUAAUGCUUCAUAUGCUCUUUUUAGCCAAAGUUUUACUUGCUUGGUCCAGAGCUGUGAAAUUAUUAUUACUCAUCAUGGUUUUGUAGAACUGGAGGCCAGAUGCUAAGCUGUUUCUGAUCUCAGACCAGUUUCUACCAGAUCUGAGUCUGAUGACGACUGAAAUCCUUUCCUUUCAGAAGCGAAGUGGUUUGGCACAAAUACUCAAAUUCAAUCAUGGUGAAAGAGCGGGAGGGAUUUCAGGGGUGUGACUCAGGUGUGGCUACUAUAAGCACAGGGCAGGGUCAAACUAAACCUUAACGUGGAUGUAUCUAUAAGAUGUACCAUGGGCUUUUAUUUUGUCGGGUCAUGCUUUUUCUACUGUGUUCUUCAGCUUGGGAAAAAAAAGUAGCUCUAGAGAUUUUGAUGUGCAAAAAGUACCUUUUAUUUUCUCGUGGUUGGCAUUUUGAUUGUAAAUACCUUUUUCUGGUAAUCCUCAGUUGGAUCUAUGUUCGAUGAGUUGGUUAGAUGGCUCUUUCAAAAUGUACUGAUAGUAAAUGUUCCUUAUAAAUAUCCAGAAUGUAAAAUGAGAGAAGAAAAAUAUGGCUUGACUGGAAACUGUGUUUUCGUAGGAGUCUGUGCCAUCGUGUCGUCUUGAGUAUAAGCACACUGAUAUUAGAUCUGUAGGCAGGAUGAAGUUUGGGGAGGUGGUUUGCCAGACAGCCGAGCUCUGGUUCUGUAGGACGAAUAGAUGAAUAAUGAUGGGCAAUAUUUGUCUCUGACAUUCCUCAUAAACACAAAAAAAAUGUUUUGAUUAUUCUGCAAAAUAAGACCAUCACCAUAAGCAAUGAUUAGUGAAGAAAUCGUUGUGUUUAUUUAAAUGUCCAUUUUAACCUUGCAUAUUGUUGUUAAUGCUAACCGGAGCGAGCAGCUGGUUAGCUUAGCACAAAGAGUAGAAGCAGGGGGAACAGAUAGCCUGGCAAAGUUUAAAAAGCUAGCUGUUUCCACCUACUUCCAGUCAUUAUGCUAAGCUAAGCUAAGCUAAGCUAAGCUAAACAUCUCCAAGCUCUAGCUUCAUAUUUAGUGCAUUCUUUUAAAGAGUAAAUUCACCCCAAAAUCAAUUUCUACUCAUGGAUGAGAAGCUCGUAUUUGUGACAGCAAGAAAUGUAAACAUUAAUGGCAUCCUCCUUAGCUGAGCUGUUACGUUAGCUAGCUCAGUCGUGCUAAGUGAGCUAGCAGUAGAUGCACUCUUCCUUCUGCACAGUGAUAGUUAGCGGGUGUAGCUCAGGAGAAAGAAACGAGUCCCUACAAGAAACUGCUCACAACGACAUCUGCGGAUUAUCUUGAGUAGAUUUGAUUUUAGGGUGAACUGUCCCAUUAAUGCCACAAGCAUCACAAACUGUAGUUUGGUGGACGCCAAAAUCUUAGCAGCAUAUAUAUUCAAACCUGGACAAAUAAAACCAAAGCUGUCUACUUGGCUUCACACCACUAAGCAAGUUGGAAAAAAGGAUUUCUUGCCAUUUGGGGGAACUAACCCUUUAAGCAAAAAUAAGUUUAAAAAGCAAUGUAGGAGCCUUUUUUGUUAAAAUGGACAUUUUUGAUGAGAUGGUCAUAUUUGCAGUGUGUAGCUACAUGCUAAACAGUUCAAUACAUAAGCACAUUUUUCAAACUUGAAGGAGGAAAUGUUCAAAGAGAAGUACUAGUGAGAGCAGUGGCUGUCUGUCGUAACACCUCCCGUCUUCACUGUAGAAGUGAUGGCUGCCGUCAUCGACCGUGUUCAAACCGCUCCUGCGUCAGCUCAUAAAAACACCAUUCAGGAAUCUUUUGGUCUUUGGGAGCCAUUCCCGAAUUCACACCGAAUGUUUCUGACCAACCACAAAGAGACGGGAGAGAAACGAGGAGACACAUUGUGUAUCUCUUGUUUGUCUGUGUAUUCUGUGUCUGCGAUAGUGUUAAAGCAUUCUGGGGGAAGAGUUGAAUGAUAUUUUCAAUGGCUCCAUGUGGCCAGCAUUAGGAAAUGUGUUAUUUUUGUUACAAUACCUCCUGAAAAUAAAGUCUAUUUAUCUGUGAAGAGACAAAGAUUUACAAUAAUACAGAUGACUACAUAGAAAUUAUGACAGAUUUUAAAUGAUGUAAAAACAGAUAUAAAUGAAAACAUGUACAGUUCAUUUGGUUUUGAACACGAUACAGAAAUGUAUAUGCGUCAGUAUUGAGUUUGAUUUUAUAUAUUUACCAUUUUAUUACAUUGUAAUGUUGUGACUGCGAUGGAGAAAAAAAAAUAUAAAGGAA